This is a messenger RNA of Neurospora tetraspora, 572 nucleotides long. RefSeq lists its product as uncharacterized. NCBI's taxonomy places the organism in Eukaryota, Fungi, Ascomycota, Sordariomycetes, Sordariales, Sordariaceae. The coding region runs from base 177 to 572 and encodes 131 amino acids. The record is from RefSeq and is a predicted model, not a curated record. The transcript is spliced from 3 exons.
GGCUUCCGUGCUCUCUCUUCCUAUGACUGGUGUGGUUGAAGUAAAUCAAUCCCCCCAAAGAAAUCAUAACCAUGGCAAAACAAGGUGGCUUUUUCACUUAGUCUUCAGUGCAACUUCCACUUCAGGUUUUGGCUGCUGUGAAGUCACCUACUAGGGGAAAUAACCACCACCACCACAUGGCCGUCUCCUUGAAAACUCGUCUUACAGUUGGGUGCAAUCUUUGGGGUUGUUUAUGGGGGGGGGUUUCGUUCUGGGAGGGAGGUUCUCGCUCAAACGGUAAACGUUACAUAGAUACAUCGGUCAUAGUGUUUGUUGUCGAAGCCGAGGAUAUUUGUGUGUACAACCAGUUCGAUUUCUACAUUCUAGGAAAACAGAUAGAUGGUGAAAGCCUGAAUGAAGGCUUGGAUCCGCUUCAUACCACCAGAGAAUUCAACAACCGACAGGCUUGGACGGGAGUGCAACCAAGUCACGAACAUCCCAUCACCAUGUUUCGUAUUCAAAUCUGGCCAAGAAACAUCACAUCGGAAAGCAUUGGAAUCACAAACUGGAAGCAGUCACAGAAGGCACUAUGA